UGCUCGGUCGUGGCAUCGAACGAACGGCGAAACUGAGUGUUAUUUCGAAGGGGGAAGUGCGCGCGUCGUGCAAGUGAGACGGUACAAUCGACGAUAGUGGGGAAGCCGAGUGUAACCGAGCGAGAGACGAAGCAAGACCGACAAAGACCCAGCAAGACCGCAACAUGACGAACGCCCGGCAGCAGCCGAGGUGCGGGCAGUCUGCGCACGGACAUCGAUCGAAGCUCACGUUCAGUUAUAUCCACUCCCCAAAAUUCCCGGUGUUUUCCUUUCGAUUCAUUGACACACCGCGUAUAACGAAGUUCGAGACGCGAACGAUUGCGACGCAAUUUACGACACGCCGACCCCUCGAUCCUGUGAGUCGUGUUUCGAUGUGGUGACAUUUGUGCCUUUUGGAGAAAAAGACUGAAAAUCAUCGUUGUCCCGGGCCACCUCGAUUCUACAAUCCUGCCAAUUCAACAUUUACAUUCUGCUAAUCGUCAUAAAUCGAUUGAACAGAAGCAUGGUUUGUGGCUAACCUCUACACAUUCGUCACCGAUGAGUCAAGCAUCCUAAGGAUUUGUGCAUGGGGAUUCCAUAGUACGUAGAAAUUCUUAUAUAAGAUAGAUCUGUGAGCACAACCAUAUCGGAGUGUCAAUAAUGCUUUAAUAAUAAUCUUUGACUGUCGGCUUUUCUGCAAAAACAGCAAUUGAAAUUGUGGAAGGAUGUUUAAGAGGCUGUCGAAGUCGAGGCGGCACAGCGCCGAUGACGUGGCCCUUUCGUUAUCGAGCCCGACGACCCUGGACGAGCCACCGGGGACGUCUACACCGCGGGACAACUGUCAGAGCAUCAGUCCAGCCGCCCUGCUGAGGGUUUCGAGGACGAAGUACACCAGGAGAAGCUGCGGGGACGCGAGCGCCAUGCAGGCGUUACUCGCCACCAGCAAGCAGGAACAGGAGCAGGACGCAGCCGAGGCGGAUUAUCAAAUGGUCACGGCCGUUCCUGCCUUCAUCGUUGAGCACGAGCCCGAGAAACAACGUGGCUCGAGUUUCGGAGUGUGGGGUCGAAGGAUGAGCAAGAAGAUAGACUCGUUCCGUCGGGCUGGUUCCCGCGAAACGAUCUGCUCAAUUUCCGAGAGGCCGGACACAGGGAACAGCGGGAACAACAACAACAUGGCCGCAGCGAGCAACAACAACAAUAACAACAAUAUCAAUUUGAAAACGGAGAAACCGUUACAGGCGGAGCACGGGAAGCUGGAAAGCAAAUUGGAAAGCAAACUGGAGAAGAGAAUACCCGGAGGUACGUUUCACAGAUCACCCUCGCCCUUCAAAUCCUUCUUCAUCCGCAUGGGUUCGACGGGGAUGUUGAACUCGGCCAGAGGCAACAGACGCUCCCAGAACAUCGAGGACAGGUUGAAAACGUGCGAGAAGGAGAAUUUGUUCCGAAGUUGCAGCACCAGCCAGUUGAACACCAGCCCGACCUACGUGAAAGGAGACGAUCCGUCGGAGGGGAUAGAUCUUCAGAUAGCUAAUCGAAAAGACAAGACCGUGUCUUGCGACAACCUGGCCGGUCGUCAGAACGACGAAGCGUUCGACGAGCGCGUGAACGACGCGUCCGCGAAUCUGUAUCCGCUCGGGAACAACGGGCCCAUAACGAGUUUCAGCCCGUGCGACUUUGGACAAUCGCGGAACGAGUCUCCCAUGCGGAAGAGCAGCAGCUGCGACUUCAAGGAGGCGAAGAAAUCCAGCUUCCCGUACGCAUUCCUGCGAUCGAAGCUCUCCGUCCUGCCCGAGGAACGUCACAGCACGUUCGCCUCGAAGGACGAGCGCCUGUUCAAGACUGCGUCCGAGGAGCACUUCCCCGCGUUGAAGAUCGAGGACACGUACACGGGCACGACCACGCUUGGUCGGCGACGAGCCAGGAACGGGAAUAUGUCCAGGGGGAGCCCCAACAAGGAACCGUCCGCCUCGAAAUCGGGGCGGAACUCGUACACGGAGUUUCGAAAGAGUGCGAGCAGCAGGUGCGAGGACAGGUACAGUCUGAAUCCGGGACACUUGGAGAGGAUCGACGACAACUUCCAGCAGGAGGACACCGGAUGUUACAGCUCGUACGACAGCAGUCCGAUGUCUCUUAGAGGGAACGCAGGCGUCCAGCAUCCGGAUGCCGGCCAGGAUAGAGUGGACUUCGCAGGAAGGAUGAACGAGGCUAGAUUCUCGGAGACGUCCUCGUUGAACGUGGACCUGGACAUGGUGGCCACGCUGAGGAAACACAGGAGGAACUCGGCCCCGAGUGGCGAGCAGAGGCUCUCCUCUCACUACGUGAGCUCGAACGAGUCCGGCUACGACAGCGACGGGCCCAGAGGGGAGUCAGCGGCCGCUUCUGAGAACGAAGGUUUGAGCCUGAAGUGCACGGACAGCUCGGACACCAGCAGCGUGGUCGAUUCGGAACUGGAGAAACCUAUAAGGAGUUCCACUCCGAGCGAGUGCCAGGAACAGGAGAACAGCAACGAAACCAGGACGAGGAAGAACUCCGAAACGGAGGGCGUGAUGAGAGCCGGAAAUUCCGAGUUGAACGACGGUAUAGACGGGCUUAGGUGGCACCAGAGCAAUUCUGGCAGAUUGUUGCCGAGCAUACAUCAGACUUACGACGAUGCCGCGAUGAACUCCCAGUUCCCAGUUUGUGGGAAUGGGCUGACCGCGUUGCAGAACUCGUCCAAGUCGUUGGACAUUUCGCCUCAUAGAAUGAGACUUCAGCAGGACAAGACUAGGUUUCUUAGCGAUAUUAUUCAGCCGCCUAAGAGAGUGAGGAGAUGUCGGUUGGUGCAGUUGCAUAAGAGGGAUCCGAAGGAAAGCUUGGGUAUCCGGUUGGCGCAGCAACGCUUGCCCGAGCUGCGGUACAUCGUUGUUCAGCUGGAGAGCGAUGGAAUAGCUCAUAGAGACGGAAGACUAAGGCUGGGCGACGAGAUCGUGGAGGUGGAAGGCAAGGAGUUGAGGACAUUGGAGAGCCUCGAGGAGGUCCAAGAGUUUCUGAGAUCCUUCACGGGCAACAAGAUACGUUUGAUGACCGCGUAUGAAGAGACUGUGCCACAAGUGUACGUAAGCCCGCCGACCUUACCUGGGGAGUACGAGUACCUGGAAAACGCAAAGAACCUUUCCAAUCUGUCGUUGAUCGACAGCGAAACGAAGCAAACAGUACAAUCGGAGGAAUCGGGCAAAUCCACCGCGGACGAAGUAGUCCAAUCCUCGAAAAGGCCAGACUUUUUACCGCUCUCCUGCGUGUCCAAGGAGCGAAAAGGCGGCGAGAGUAAUUUGGAAUCGGCCACGGAGCCGCAACAUUAUUUGACGAGGCAUAUCGCCAAAUUCGAGAAAGGCUACGGCAAGCCUAGCCUUGGUUUCAGCGUCGUGGGUGGUAGGGACAGCCCUCGUGGUGAGAUGGGCAUCUUCGUGAGAAGGGUUUUUCCUGGUGGCCAGGCUGAUGUCUCCAAGUCAUUGUUUCAAGGUGACGAAAUUUUAAGUUUAAAUGGAAAAGUACUGCGUGGUUAUACUCAUCAAGAAGUAAUCGAAUUAUUUAAGGCAGUAAGGGAAGGUCCUGUCGAGUUAGAAAUCACAAGGAGACACAGGUAUCCAAAAAGUACGCAAAAAUCCGCGCCAUGCUGAGAAGGAGGCAAUGUGGACGAAUCUGCCCACCGGAAGUGCUCUUUCGAAUCGAUUUUAAACGACCUAACGUUCGCUGCAUACGAAGUUUUAGGAUUCUAGUCUAUCAGAACGAAUCUUUGAUCUUUGAUGUUUGUUUCAAUUAAUUUAUUUAACGCGGUGUCGCAAUUGCGUAAUGAUUAAGUUUAUUAUCAAAUGGUUAUUAUUAUUAUUAUUAUUGAUUAUUAUUGACUAUUAUUAUUAUAUUAUUUUUAUUAUUAUAUUAUAUUAUUAUCAUGACUAUAAGAUUUUAUACAGGUACAUUGAAACAGCGUGAAUUUAUUGUAUGCAAUUUCUUUUAUUAUUAUUAUUAUUAUUUUUUAUUAUUAUUACUAUUAUUACUAUUUUUUAU
Messenger RNA from Apis laboriosa (Himalayan honeybee), 4023 nucleotides. RefSeq lists its product as uncharacterized. The record is from RefSeq and is a predicted model, not a curated record. NCBI's taxonomy places the organism in Eukaryota, Metazoa, Arthropoda, Insecta, Hymenoptera, Apidae. Bases 705 to 3635 code for a protein of 976 amino acids. Gene Ontology annotation, molecular function: protein binding. The transcript has 8 exons.